GAAUCAAGCAGUUUCGAUGUUUGCGUUACACCUAGUGUCCCGAAGGGAGUGUUUUGUCGGAUAUGUGCUUAGGAAUUACCACUCGCAAAAAAGGAUUAGUGACUACCUUACAAAUGGCUACUUUUCGGAAAUUCUUCCAAAUAAGAGAUUUCAAGUGAAAAAUACUUGUUAGACCUUGAAACGACAGGAAACUUCUCUGUUUAUUCUGGAUUCGAUCCUACAUGUGACAGCCUACAGUUAGGAAACCUUGUGGCUGUUUGUGGUUUGCUUCGUUGUCAUUUAUCUGGCAAAGAUAUAGUUGCAGUUGUUGGUGGAUCUACUAGUAUCCUGGGUGAUCCUACUGGCAGAACUAAAAAACGUGAAUACCAAUCCUUGGAACAUCUGAAUCAGAUAAUCCAUAAUUACUGGACACAAAUUGUCCCAGCUUUAUCGAUUUCUGGAAAGCUAGGUUCAGUUAAUGUCGUUAACAAUUCCGAUUGGCUGACUCACAAAAAUGUGGUGGACGUUUCGUGCGAAGUUUUGUCGCACUUCAAGUUGUCUGAAUUAUUGGAAAAAGAAAGCGUUAAAAUAAGAAUGGAAAGUGGAAAUACUAUGGAUCUUGGGGAAUUUUUUUAUCCAAUCGUACAAGCAAUAGACUUCCUAUACUUACAUGAAAGGUUUAAUUGUUAUGUGCAGGUUGGUGGGCAUGAUCAGAUCGGCAACAUAACUUGUGGAUUGAACCUCAUCUAUCGCAAACUUGGUCGGCGUGCUUUUGGCUUAACUGUUCCUCUGCUGACUACCCCAGAUGGUCAGAAAUUAGGAAAAUCUGUUCCCAACUCAGAGUGUGGAAUGGAUACUAUAUGGUUAAUGAGUGAAAAAUUGAAACCUUACAAUUUCUACCAAAAGAUUUUAAAUUUGCCUGAUAGUAUUAUAUCCGAUAAACUGGUUCGUCAGUUGACCUUCUUUGGACCUGAGGAAAUAGAUCAAUUGUUAACUAACCAUAAAAAGCAUCCUAAUCGUCGUAUAGUUCAAAAGGCUCUGGCAAGAGAACUCACUUUACUAGUUCAUGGAGUCUAUGCUUUACAAGCUUCAGAACUUGCAACUCGAAUAUUUUUUCCUAUGAGUUCUGUAAAUUGCCCGAAUGAUAGCCUGCCAGUUGAUAAAACCAGUCUGGAAAUAAUUCAAAAUGAACUGAGUAGUUCAGAACGUAACUAUCUCCUUUCCUGCUUGAAACCAUCUGCACAAUUUCUGCCAGUUAUUUAUCCCAAAGAUUUCACUGAUUCUUUGAAAAGAUCUGGAAAUGAUUAUAGUCAACUUUUAGAAAGUGUUUUAGACCUAAUUAUGCUGACCUCAAACUUUAAAGAUCGAUCUGAAGCUUUACAAACAUGUUUCAUGAGAGGUGUUGUACUAAAUAAUGUUAACCUUUUAAAGAAGGGCAAUAAAUUUGAAAUGUCACCCGAAAAUAUACAAGCAGCAUUUAGCAGAUUUGAUCAAAGCACUGGUUUAGGUAUCCUACGACUAGGUAAGUUAGCCUUUUGUAUAUGUGUAUAAAUUAUUCUAUUUCCCUACUAAGUUAAUCUGUCUCACUGUUAUCUUUUGUUUACUUUAAGGGGCUUUGGCUUUGAUAUUUAUGCCCUCAACAUGCAAUCAACAAAGUUAGAUAACCGCAUAAGGUGUUCAGUCUGCAUAUAAUAUACUCGUUAUUUUGUAUUACAUGAACAUGUAACUGAUAUACUAUUUUAUUGUUUUGUUGCCCAUAUUUUAUUCAUCGAAUUUCGCACCGGAAGUGUCCUUCCAUCACAGACUUUUAGAAAUAUCAAAUAAAGAGAAUAAAUGAGUGUGUACAAGUAUAAUAGAUUCCGAGUACUGUUAUUUUAAGCUACGAGCUGCGGACUCCUGGAAUCUUGUAUAUAUUAACUUAAACACCUGCAAUUCAUCUCAUUUAGAUAAACAGUGAAUUAUUUCAACGAUCGUGUCGCCUUUUGGUUUAAUCAACUUUCAGUUCAAAUGAGAAUCGUCUAUGGUACUAUUUAAUUACUGAACUUUUAUAGCUUUCAUUAAUUAAAUUUCAAGCUGAAUACAUCUUCCUUCAAUAAUAUCUGGGUACUAACAUAACUGUUGAUUACUUUUUAAUUAAAUCACACAAGCGACUACACAUAUUGAGAUAGUUGUCUCAUUUCGCACAGUUACCCAACACAUCGCCACAUUCUGUACUUGACCGUUAAAAGGAAAGCUAGCCUGUUAAUGACAUUAUUGACAGGAUACACUAAUACAUGAUAAUCAAAUAUUUUAAAUCUAUGCAGAGUUUCUAUCAGCGACCAUUUUCUUCAACUGUUUGCUACAUAUAGUAGCUACUUAAGAAUAAGUGCAAAGGGUCGGUUUAUAUGUACUAUGUUUAGAAUAUCUGGCUCACGAUUUAAUAUUCAGUUUAGGCUUUAUCUGCCGAUCAGUUAAAAGUCAAGUUGAAUAGUUCCGUAACUGUGUACUUUUCAUUCCUUGUUUGAUUGUCGUUUCAUUUUGUUAUUUGUAGGUAAAAAUGAACAUUGGUUUGUCGCAACUAAAUCGAAUUUCACUCAAUAGACUCUUUCUAAAAUGUAUAGUUGUAAUGUAACAUGUGUGUAUUGUAAAUGUGUAAAAAAUGUUCAUUGUUAUUUCUGGCAAGUUAUAAGUUUCGUUUACCUCUGCUUGUGAUGAUUACAAUUUCUUAAAAAUGAACUUAGUGUGCAUAUGGCUGUAAAUGAAUUAAUUUUAUCAAGAAAGAUUCGAGAAAUUCCGUACUUCGUUGAGUAUGUCCUAACGUGAUACAUAAAAUUUCCUGAAGUCAGUCAGUCAGUAACAACGUAGAACUUCGUACAUACGUACGUACGUACAUUAGUUCGAGUCGCCAUACCACAUUAGCACAGAGAUGCAGUUGUCGAUUCAAACCUCGUAGUGGUAGAGGUAGUAAUAGUAUAAGCAGUAAUCGGAAAGAUUAGGGCUUGAAGAUGUUAUUCAAGGGGUAUAAUCCAGUGAAAUAAAUUUGGGAAGAGAAAAAAAGAAGGAUCAUGAAGAAUUCGAAAGAUUACAAUUUGAGAGAACACAAAGAUUGGAUGCACCUGAGCUAUUGCAAACGAUUUUGAGCCAUAUCAUUCAAGGUCUCUGACCAUCGGUUGCUAUCAUCUCGCGGUCCCCAACCAGGUAGUCUACACCCACCAACAUGACUCAGUCCACUUGUCAGUGACUUCAUGGACUUGUGACAUAUUUUGGUCUGGCCGCCCCUAACUUUCUUCCAACCUACUUUUAUACCAUUGAACAUCGCACGUCGAGGCAGUUGGUGGUUGGGCAUACGUAACACAUGUCCCAGCCAUCUCAACUGAUGAAGUUUCACCACUUUGUCAAUCGAUUUGCCAUCCUUACCUAGUACCCGUUUCCUAACAACUGCGUUACUUACUCGAUGGUCCCAGGAUAUACGAGCAAUGCUUCGAAGACAUCUAUGAUCGAAUAUUAGUAACCUACGAAUAUCCUCUACUCUUACCGGUCAUGUUUCACUGAUUCUGCCUAAAGUUUAACUUCAUAUGGUGUCGUAAGCACGUUAUAGAUGAUUAUUAGUUGGUCGAAAUCCAAGUUUGAUUUGCACUGCCAAAAAAAUCAUUGUAUUCUAAGGAAUUAGCUAAUAAAGAAGUUUUAUAGGUAUAGUACUUCUCUACAUGCUUUGAAAAUAUAUAACAUCCCCCAUCUAUCUUUUGCCAUGCUAAAUCAGUGUUUGUUCUACAUAUAAUUGUUAUUUUAUAGCAAAAAAGGAAUUUCAAUUCAUUACUUUGGGUCUAUGUCAAACUUUAUGAGACAUGUAUAUAUCUUAAGGGUAACAAUAGAAAUUCAGUGUCCUUUCAGAAUUAAUGACCAACAUUUGCUGAAACUGGAUGGACCUACCAUUAAACUUCGUUCCAUAUCAUUAUUAAUAGCAUCAAGAUUUUUGUUCAAAGUACCAGUUUCGAAAAAAGUAAGAUGUAUACCGAAAGCGGUAGUAUUUACAAUGAAAAAUAUUCAGUAGACUGCGAUUUGAUAGGAUCUAUGAUCUGGUUAGCACAUUUUACACUGAGAUCCAUAAACUUACGCGUUUGGGUUGAAAUUCGACAUUAUAGCCGUCUUCGUUAGAAGGAACGAGUAAAGGUUAAGUUAUCAAGAGGUGAUUAAGGGCGCAAGUGAUGCGGUUGUUAUGGUGAAUACACAGCGGCUUACUGAUCUCAAAGAUAUAUAUUUUCGUCCGUAAGUGUAUUAAAUUUUGUAAGUCUUUUAUUGGGAAAGGUAGUGAGGAAAGAUCUAGCAGAUAUAUCAUUUACACCUUAUCCUACGUGUUUUUCAUGGAUUCAGUUUACAGUAAAGUAUUCAUAAUAUACAUUCUUAAAGAAAACAAUGUAAGUUUUGGAUAAAUUUAAGGCCUGAAAUUCGAUGCGUUUAUAACUUGGAUGCUUGUGUACUGCCGCGAUACACUUAACAGGCACCAUGUAGUUUAAAUACACCUAUUUCGAUCAAAUAUUUUGCUGGGACUCAUGGCUGUACAGAUUUAUUAUAUUUUCUGAGUAAGAAACGUUUUUUACUCAAAAUCCCCUAUCACCCAAACUUUCUCCUAUCAAAGUUAUGAUUUCCCUAUGUAGAUUUAGUAGGGAUCAUUCUCUUCCCUUCCACUAAACUGAUACAGCACGCUGUAACAACUAAAUGAUAAGGAAAUAUUCGUGGCUCAGGAUAAAGACAUUGAGGGUGUUGUGUUCUCUUGGCUGGAUGAUUUACUUGUGAACCUUUCGUUGUAUUUAUAUACUGCAUAUGAUGAAAACAGCUCAUUGAGUUUUUUAAACUGGGUUGCAAACCAGUUUACUAUGAGGAAUAGUGAUGUGUGGGCGAGAAUGAUUGGCUGUCUGCUUAGUCAGAUAUAUAGAUAGUUUGACAGGUGUCAGGUGAGUUAUAUAUAUUCCCCUAUCCCUAUAAUUAUUGUUAUUAAUUAUUCAUUGUUUUUGGAUUGUGUCGGGUUUGGUGUGGAAAUAUAUUUACGUUGUGAUCAGGUUAAUCACAUGUUCUUGAUGUGAGUUGUGUUGAAGUCCUGUAAAAUAAACACUGAAAGGGGAUCUAGUGUAGAUAUUCGUUCAAGGUAAAUUAAUGUCCCAUACAUGUAAACGUGGAAAACCAACCGUUAUAAUGAAUAGUCAAUAAAGCGUAUUUCACAGGGAAUUGACGUAGUAUGAAUUCCUAUGUUACAUUAAAUAACAAGCAUUCUAUUAAGGAAAUCCGUGAACUGUCAGCGUGGGGGCUUGCUAAGUAUGCAGUUCUACACUACGAUCUGAUUUUGGUUAGAUAGUUAUUGAAAACUGGAACAUUGGACAUCCGUUUCGUGCCACUGUGACGACCCUCAGCAGUGUUCAUUCACUACCAUAUCAAAAAUAAAAAUCACGACCUUCCGGUUUAACGAUAAGCACGAUCUAGUGGUUUACAUUCCUAACUAAAGGCAAUCAACAAAAUUGGCGACCAUUAUCCAAUGCCUUGAGUUUCACGUCCGACUUGAUUGGACCUCACUAGCUGCUGCUUGUCUAAAACUCUGGGUAUCACUUCUCACAUGUAAUCGCUGAUAAAAACUGGAUAAUUGUUAGUUAAUGGGGUUGGCUGAAGUUAUGAAUCUUAACAAUGGGAUACCAACUCGGUAGUUUGAAGGUCAAGUGUUUGAUUCUAGACACGAAGGUUCCAAGUUUAUUGCCAAGUGUGAUCUCGGAUAGCAUUAUUGAGUAGUCCAGUCCUAAGCAGUAAAAGCUGUCUAGUGCUUCCUGGUUUCCAAAGACAGUUUAACUAAAGACGGUCCAUAAAUGUAUGUACGAAUUGCAUUAUGUUUUCACGGUUGGAAAUUAAAUAUAUAAUCCAUUGCAAUUUAUGGGUGUUAAGCGACUUAGUAACUACAUACACUUGACGCGAUCAGUGAUAAUAAAAUGACAGUAGAAAUAGCGAGAAGCAGUUAUGUUCAAUUAGCCAUUUUAAAUGUUAAUAAUCACUAAUCGUGGAUUUUACAGCUGUCAUUAAACCAAUAAGUAAACAUCCAAUUAAAACUACGGAAAUCACUCUCAACUAAGCAAAGAUGGAUAAUGGCUAGCAGUGGAGUCCAGGACGCGCGUUUCGUUCUAUUUGGGACUUGUCCUGGAUUCCACUGCCAGCUACUAUCCAUCUUUGCUUGAAAAGCUUGUAACUUAAGGCUAUAUCGAGGUGAUACGCACAUAUGUCAAAAAGAGAUUGAUCAAUUGCAUUCCUAAAUAACAAUGAGAAGAUACAAGUAAAACAACAAGUGAAUUUUCACUCUCAGUUAGAUAACUUUUAAUGAUACAAAUACUAUAGUAUAUUUGGACAUUGUUGAAAUUAUAUUUUAUAACAGCAAAAAUAACCUCUUAGAUGAGGUCUUAUCAAUUACCUAAAGAAUAUAGAAAUAAUGAUAUAAAAAAUCGUAAGUUAUAGAUACACUCCAUUGUUGUCAUGAUUUUUAAUAUUAGACGUCCAAGUUCAUCAGAAGUGCAGUACUUCGUUUAGUCCAAUGUUCAGG
This is a messenger RNA of Schistosoma haematobium, 6529 nucleotides long. RefSeq names its product Tyrosine--tRNA ligase, mitochondrial. The transcript has 9 exons. The record is from RefSeq and is a predicted model, not a curated record. Gene Ontology annotation, cellular component: cytosol; mitochondrion. Lineage: Eukaryota; Metazoa; Platyhelminthes; Trematoda; Strigeidida; Schistosomatidae. Gene Ontology annotation, molecular function: ATP binding; tyrosine-tRNA ligase activity. Gene Ontology annotation, biological process: tyrosyl-tRNA aminoacylation. Bases 574 to 1530 code for a protein of 318 amino acids.